AUGGAGAGUCAGGAUUCGCUAGUUGAUAGGAAUAGGAAGAAGUUUUACGAAACCAAAAAAAAUGUUGAAAAUAGACUGCAGGAACAUCUGUCCAGAUCAAGAAAUUUACUAUCGCAGCUGUAUUUUGGCUCAGAUGCGUAUAAACAAGGUUUUACUGCACAUGGUAAAGCGAACUCCAGCGGUCAAUUUUCUCCACAAGAUUAUAUUCCCAAGCCCACAGCAUCAGAUGAAGAAGAUUCUACAAACGUACCAUCCAGUUACGAUGAGAAACGGCUGUUUGUAGAGAACAACCUGCCCAGUGAUGGUAUACACAAGACACAGGCAACAUGGUUGUUACAAUCAUCUAACGUAGCAUGCAACUUGCCUAGUUCCAAGGUGGAUGAUGUAAAGAUUCCAGAGAUACUGUUAACAGAUCCACGUGACUUAUUACUGGGAAAAUAUGAAUCUGUGUUUAAGAUGGAUAGUAACAGUGACACACUCACACAGCUAUUAAAUAGUGAUGGUAAACUGAACAAGGAUGAUAAAAGAUCACUAACAUCAGAUAAUAAAAACAGUAAUUAUAUCUAUGGCAAAUCAUCCUUUGAUAUAAUUUCAACUCUUGAUUUUGCAAAAGUCGUUAGGAGCAGGGAUACCAAUGAGCAGGCGUUGGAUCAGAUGCUUAAUGAGGCAUGUAAGGAAUUAGAAUCACUGGCUUGCAACGUACUAGAUGACCCCAAGAGCUUUAAUAUUUCUGAUGUGGAUGUGAAACCUGAAAAUUGGAUGGGUGAAAGUGAAACUACAGCUGGACUUGAUGAAACCUUGACCAAAAAGUUUGAAGAAAAUUUUGAAAGAGAUUUUUCAAAAGAAAACAAUUUAUUGACUCAGGCACUAUUUCACAUUAGUGAACAGGACAAGGUCAGAGAAGCCGAAAUGGCCCCCAAGGCAAGAAUCGUGCGUGAGGAAACUGAGGAAGAAAAGGAAAAGGAACCAGAAAUUGAAAUGCAAGAAAACAAACAACUGAAUUGGAAAAACGUAUCGCAUGGACUAGAAACUGACCUACUUGGCAGUUUUACCAUUAUAAAGGAGGGUAAACUUGGAAGGAAAAUGUAUAGACUCUCUGAUUUUAAUCGCAAUUAUCAUGGUUCAACUGGAUUAAAUACAGUAUCUGUGGAGACUCAAACGGAAAUCAAAGGUCAAACUCCCGCCGAGUCUUCAGAGAAACCUAUCCGUCCAAAUGUCAGAGUAAAAUACAUCUCUACCGACGCUUGGCAACCUUCAUAUUUACCAGAGGAAAAAAGUAUAGUAAAACAAGAGGAUUUGUAUGCCCAACAGAUUAUACACAAUAGGCACCCAAAUAUUGGAGAUGGAUAUGCUGUAACUAAAGUACUAAAAUAUCGCAGAGAACGUCAAGAUCAAGAAUUUGCAAAUGGAGAGAAAUUACGCAUUAGUCACGCUAGAAGAGACUCUAUCAAGAAGGAACUAAUGGAAAAGGAAAAAGAAGAAAUGAAAGAGUGGAGGUUGCAAAAGAAACAGAUUUACGAGAGAAUGCAUCUAAAUAGAAAGUCUGGAAUGCACGGUUUUAUGCUAUGUAGAGGUGGAAAACACCGAUCCAGCAUUGUUCACUCUACAAAUUUAAUCGCAAAAGAGGAAGAAUUUUAUGAGUCUCCAAGUAAUAAACAAGGGGGAAAUUGCUACGGAUAUGAUGAUACAGAUUUGUUACCUGAGAAAAAUUUGAUAAAAUAUCCAAAAACUCCAUUUAAACUGCCGGCGGAAAAGGAUAUACCUCAUUCCAAAAAGACACUGUUUAAUACCAUAUCUAAUUUUGAUCAGUGGUGGAGAACAAAUACAAUCAAACCAAAUCUUACGGUCAAUCAAUUAUCACUGUAA
Theileria equi strain WA is the source of this 1866-nucleotide messenger RNA. RefSeq lists its product as hypothetical. The coding region runs from base 1 to 1866 and encodes 621 amino acids. The transcript is spliced from 3 exons. NCBI's taxonomy places the organism in Eukaryota, Apicomplexa, Aconoidasida, Piroplasmida, Theileriidae. The record is from RefSeq and is a predicted model, not a curated record.